UCUUGUAAACAAUCAAUAAAUAAUACAUCUAUUUUUACAUGGUAUCAGAGCAAUAAGAUUUAGGCCUAUACUUUUUUUUUCCGGCGGGCAGCCGGUCGGCAACCUUGCCUUCGCUGCCCGCUGGAAUUUUUCUACACAUACCUUGAAAUUUCCCUUCUUCAACCUGCUAUGCAUACACUAGCUCUUUUCUCUUCUCCACUGUCCAUCCAUCCAAUAUAAUGCGACUGUUCAUCUCCUUCUCCAUCUCCAGAGCUCUCUUCUUCUUCAACAACCCCAUUAGGUCAUUUUCCUCCAUGGCCACCACCCUAUCCUCCGUCACCGCCUCCCUCAGCCCUAAGUCCCGGCUGAGAGGUGUCGUAUUCGCCAUGGACGGAACCCUAACUGUCCCAGCCAUCGAUUUCCAGGCAAUGUACAGAGCCGUCCUCGGCGAACAAGAUUACUUAGCUAUCAAAUCCAAGUGCCCUUCGGGAAUCGACAUAUUGCAUCACGUUGAGAAUUGGAGCCCCGAUAAGCAACACACUGCUUACGAAACUAUCGCCGAUUUCGAGCGCCAGGGUCUCGAUCGCCUCCAGAUUAUGCCCGGUGCAUUAGAACUUUGUGGUUUUCUUGAUUCAAGGAAUAUUAGAAGGGGAUUAAUCACUAGGAAUGUCAAGGCAGCAGUUGAUUUGUUUCACUCGAGGUUUGGGCAUCAUCUUUGGCAUCUGUCUCAUUGGGUGAGACUUCCCCGGCAAGAUCGGUUGCCUCUGGGGACUCUUAGAACUUGAUGAAUGGGUUUCACCUCAAAUUGAACCAACGACGACCUCGACUCCCUCAUCUCCGUCACCACCGAUGAGGACCUUCACAAUCUUCUUCCGCUCUCUCUUUAGUUGAAAGAGAAGAACCACCAAACAAAACAGGGGGCUGUUUUUUUUCAAUUGACCACAGAUUCCUCUCAUCUCUCUUUCACUCUCUCUCACUCACAUGCGGGACACAGAGUUUCCCUCUCUCCCCUUCUCUCUCCCAUGUGACCCACUCUCUCACUUAUCCUUUUUCUUUCUUUUCCUUUGUUUUAUAUUUAUUUUACUCUAUUUUUUUUUGAAAAGCAACCGACACCUAUUUUUAUCCAUUAUUUUAUUUUUCUUUUAUUUUUAUUCUUAACCACCUUCUGCUAUCAAAGCUGUUUCCCAUUUCUUCACUAUACAAGUUGUAUUUCUUUAUUACAAAAAAAAAAAAAAAAAAAAAAAAAAAAACAAAAAAAAU
Molecule: messenger RNA, 1239 nt
Organism: Camellia sinensis
Lineage: Eukaryota; Viridiplantae; Streptophyta; Magnoliopsida; Ericales; Theaceae
Source: RefSeq, a predicted model, not a curated record